CGCUGGAGCUUCUAUCACAGCGGGAGACGUGAUCGAGCAGCGGUGCAGGAAGGAUGGUGCGCGUGGUAGUGGUGGGUGGCGGCGUGAAUGGGGUAGGGAGUGCCUUGGCCAUACAACGCCGCCACCCGCAGUGCCAGGUGAAGGUAGUGGCCAAGAGUUUCACCCCUCACACAACAGGUGAUGGCGCAGCGGGCCUGUGGGAGCCUUACCUCUCCGCUAACACGCCUGAUGACAAGGUUAUCCAGUGGUCGCGGGACACGUUUAACUUGUACAGCGAUUGGUACCGUGACGGGGAGGGGAAGGCGCGCGGGGUGUCCCUGGUGCAUGGGACGGGCCUCCACAACAUCCAGCAGCCCACGCCGGCCUGGCACACCAUCCCCAUAGGCUACAUCAACCUCUCCUCCGAGCAGCGCGCCCUCUACGGCCCACAGUACAAGUCAGGGCACCGCUUCACCACAUACACAGCUGAGCCUUCAAAGUUUCUCCCGACGCUGCUGGAGGAGGUGAAGACGCGAGGGGGUCGCCUGGAGGAGCGCAGCAUCUCUUCCCUGGAGGAGGCGGCGGACGAUGCAGACCUUUUGAUCAACUGCAGCGGCCUGGGAGCGCGUGACCUGGUGCCUGACCCAUCGGUGUUCCCUUGCCGUGGUCAGGUCAUGAGGGUUCGCGCUCCGUGGGUGACGCAGUUUCUGAUCGAUGACUCCGAGGAAUCUUUCGCCUACAUCAUUCCCAACCAGGAGUCGGUGGUGCUAGGGGGCACGCACCAGGACAACAACUGGAACCUGGAGGUGGACCCUGAGGACACACAGACCAUCUGGAACAACUGUACCUCCAUCCUGCCCUCCCUCAAGUCUGCCCAGGUGGUGCGGGAGUGGGUUGGUCUGCGGCCCUGCAGGAGUAAGGGCGUGAGGUUGGAGGCUGACGAACUCAAGCUGUUCAACCGCACCGUGCCAGUGAUCCACAACUACGGCCACGGCGGCUGCGGGGUGUCCAUGUUCUGGGGCUGCAGUCAAGAGGUGGCCAGCAUCGCCUCGCGCCUCAUCCACCGCCACCACGGCCCGCUCAGCAAGCUCUAGGCUAGGACCAUAUUUUGAAAUGCCUCUGCCCUCUCCUCCACUACUUUCAAAAGGCACUACUUGAAACUACGUGUGUUUUAAGGAUUUUUUUUUUUUAUGGUUCUAGAUUGACAAGAUUUCUCUGUUAUUAAAAAGGAGAAAUAGUCUUGAGAACCCAGCUGAUCAUAUCCGUGGCCUUUGAAAAUAGUCGGGGGUGAAAGAGCAAAGCUUUUCUGAAUACGGGCCUUAGAUCACAGGAGCUGUGUGGCGAGGAGUGCAGGAAUGGUGGGAGAAAAUGGUGAAAACAGAUAGAGAAUUCCAGAGUUAAUCUGUGAAAAAAAAAAAGUGGGACGGGAAGUGUCUUUUGAAAAAUAGUCGAAAAUAGUUUCCGAAAUCACAUCAUAAGAAAGAAGAGAGGAAAGAAGAACACGAAUAAUAAAGAAGAAGAAGAAAAAAAAAAGAAAGAAGCAGAGUUCUGGAGUUUCCCAUUGAAAAUAAAAAAAGGGCAGAAAGUUCCAGAGUUCACAGUGAAAAGAAAAUGAAAACAUGCAAAGUGUUCCAGAGUCAACCAGUGAAAAAUAACAAAAGAACAAAAGGUUCAUAGUUUGUCAGUGAAAAGAAAAGUGAAAACGCUUUCGAAAUAGAGAUUAAUUUAGUUUCGAUUCGUAGGAAAGAAAAGAGAAAAGAAAAGAAAAGAAGAAGAAGAAGAAGAAGAAGAAGAAGAAGGAGAAAAAAAUGAAAAAGAAAAACAAAAACAGGUAGAGAGUUCUAGAGUUUACCAGUGAGAGAGAUGAAGGAGUGAAGAUCCUGGCGAACUCUUGUAUUAAAAAAGGGAUAAAAUAAUAAUAACGGUACUGCUCAGUUACGAAUGAAUAAUAUUGUGUUUGUAUGGCAAGGGACGCUGAGUGUGAAUCCUGUUUACCACUGAAAUGGGUGAGAGAGUGAAGCUACUAGUUAACUCUUGCAUUAGUAAAGUAGAUAUAAUAAUAAUUGGGUUGUUUUUCAGUUAAGAACGAUAUAAGGGUGUUUGUAUGGUUAGAGAAUGCUGAGUUGGAUCAUAUAAUCAUCUUCAGCAGUCUUAGCAUGGCAGAGUAACUACACCACACAAAGCAUUCCAUCUCACUAGCAGGAGACAACCAGUACCUUCACCCCUUCAUCCUUUCACUGGUAAACUCUCUCUCUCUCUCUCUCUCUCUCUCUCUCUCUCUCUCUCUCUCUCUCUCUCUCUCUCUCUCUCUCUCUCUCUCUCUCUCUUCUUCGUAUUAUUUUUAUUUCUUUCAUUCUCUCUCUCUUGUGUGUUCCUUCCUGAGACCUGAUCUGCCUCACAACAGAAGUAGCGGGACACCUCCAAAGCUUAUCAUAAAACUGCCUCUAUUUAAAAAACAUUUCCCUCUUUUAACCUGCUUUUUUCUUUUCCUUUUUUGAAGAGGUGGCAAAUUAACGGACUGUUCCCUUCUCUCCAUACAUGUACCCUUCUUGGUAAGCUUCCUUCGCGCACAAAAGAGAGAAAAAUAAUAAUAAUAAUAAUAAUAACUUCCUUUUACAAACAUCUUUUUUUCAUUGAUCUUAAGCCCUUACUCUGUUUUUCCAGUAUAUGCAUGCCUCCAUUACUUCCUUCAUGCAUAAAGAAGAAUAAGAGAAGAAAAAACAAAUAACUUUUACUCUUUCUAUCAUCUUUUCCACCAAUCUUUUGUUCUCUGAUUUAUUAGUAAUCUAUUAGUCAAGACAGUCAGCAGAUCAGAGGGCGUAAGAAUGAAUGAGAGAAGAUUAAGUUGAAACAGAAAGUGAAUGAAUGCAGUAAAGUGAUUUUGCUUUCAAACUACAGCAGACUGUCCUGUGUGAAUGAGGAGGAAGGGAGGAGGGGCGGGAGGAAGACGAGAGGAAGACGAUGCACGGUGAAUUGAGAAGAAGGAAGGAGGAGUAGGAGGAUGAGGAAGAACAAGAACAAAAACAAGAACAAGAAGACUAAACAUUGCGAAUAAGAACGAAGGAGGAAGAGGAAGAGGAGGAGGAAGAGGAGGAUUAUAUAGCAGGAGAGGGAAGGAGGAAGACGAUGCAUUGUGAAUAGAAAGAAGAGAGGAGGAAAGAGAAGAAAAGAUUAUACACUGCGAAUAAGAACGAAGAAGGAGGAGGAGAAAGAGGAGGAGGAGGAGGAGGAGGAGGAGGAGGAGGAGGAGGAGGACAAUAAAUCAGUGGUUCCCAAACUACGAAUGGACCCAGACUCAGAAACGCUCUGCUCUCUCACCACGACUGCCUACAAAGGCCACAGAGAUGAUUAGCCGGGUUGUCAAGAAUGUUUCUCCUCUUAAUAAUGUAGAAAUUUUGUUAAUCUGUCACUAGAACUGUAAAAAAAAAAAAAAAAAAAAAAAAAACCGUGUAACUUCAUCUAGAGCAUUUUGAAACAAGUCGGGAAGUCGGGGAGCGGGCAGGAAUGUUUCAGAAUAUGGAGCAUGAAGUGCCCUUAUUGCUACUAACAGGCUUACACACACACACACACACACACACACGUACGCCCAUCCACUUCACUGCGUCGUGGGAGGGAGUGUUGUGGCGAGGCAGGGAAGGCACUCAGCAGCAGCGUCAGUGUGGCUCGCAUCAUUGAUCUGUACAAAGCACGUAAGGAGAGUUCAAAUAAUUGAAAUUGGACUGGGAUGACAUAGAAUAUGACCAUACUUUGCACGGGAGUAAGGACUAGUAACUUACAUAAAUAAUAAUAAUAAUAAUAAUAAUAAUAAUAAUAAUAAUAAUAAUAAUAAUAAUGAUAAUAGUAAUAAUAAUAAUAAAGGCAGCGUAAGAACACACCGAUCUAUUUACGUCUAUCGUCUCCAUCCUUUGUUCCUGGAGUAUUCUCGUUGUAUACUUUUUAAACACUUAUUUCUGGGCAGAUGACUUCACGCUCCCUCUCCCCCUCAAACCCCACUCCAACAACAACGUAUCUUCCACACCCCCUCCCCCCUCCCCUAGAGUACCAGACGAACAAACAUCAUUGCAGUACUGUGAUGUAAACAAGCCUAUAUUACCCACGGAGACUUGAGAGAGGUAUGUGUUAUGCUGUGUGUGUGUGUGUGUGUGACCGUAUUCUGAAGCACUUCGGCCUCACACCACUACUUUGAAAAGGCUCUAGUUGAAGUUACACGAGUUUUAAGGGUGUUUUUAUGGUUCUAGUGAUAAAUUAAUAAGAUUUCUACAUCACUAAGAGGAGAAACAGCAAAGCAGAACACGGCUAAUCAUCUCUAUGGCCUUCGAAAAUAUUAGUGGUAAGAGAGCAAAGCGUUUCAGAAUACAGACGUGUGUGUGUGUGUGUGUGUGUGUGUGUGUGUUAUGAAGUAAUCACAUCAUGGUUACGGUAUAUAGUUACUUGUAUACUUUUGAUUAUUUAGGCUAAGUACAGUACAUGAUGCCCUCCACGGAUGAAUAGUGGUACACGCAUGGAUAAUAAAUGCAUAAACACUA
Messenger RNA from Scylla paramamosain (green mud crab), 4505 nucleotides. RefSeq names its product D-aspartate oxidase-like (gene Daao2). The transcript is spliced from 8 exons. The record is from RefSeq and is a predicted model, not a curated record. Gene Ontology annotation, biological process: D-amino acid catabolic process. Bases 54 to 1073 code for a protein of 339 amino acids. Gene Ontology annotation, molecular function: D-amino-acid oxidase activity; FAD binding. Gene Ontology annotation, cellular component: cytoplasm. NCBI's taxonomy places the organism in Eukaryota, Metazoa, Arthropoda, Malacostraca, Decapoda, Portunidae.